AUGGAGGAAAUGCUGCAAGCUCUCCACCAUGACUGUCGUGCUGGUUUUUUUUUUGCCACAUUCUGUGAACAGUCAGGAAACAAGCUGUGGGAGUGUGGCGUCAGCUUUUGGUUUGAUCUACAGUCCUAUCAUCACUUAUUUUACCAAGAGACUCUUCAACCUUUUAAACUAUGCAGGCAAUCCCAAUAUAUUUUUGGCACUUACCUGGCUCCUUCUGCUUCUAUGGACAUUGGCGUUGAACAGAACAUAAGGAAAGAGAUUUACCAGAAACUAGAUCCUCCUUUUGAGGAUUUAUUUGAUUCAGCUGAAGAAUACAUCCUCACGCUCCUUCUCUCUGCCUGGACACAAAUGACAGAAUCAGACAGACAAGCCUAUGGCAAGGUAGAGUUGGUUGAAGAAUCUCGACAGCUGGAGUCAGCUAACUAUAGAAAGCUACAAGCUCUGCAACUGGAGAAGGCAUCCGGAAAGAUGAGGAUCAAGCCAAGAAGUCAGUUUUUGUGCCACCUCCAGACAUCCCUAAAGAACACAACCUGUGGGAACUGGUACCUGAGGAGUACAGGAAUUACAACCUGGGCACCCUGGUGCGGCAUCGGAUGGAACUGGAGCACUUUCGUUCCUUCUUAGAGGAACAUUUUGCAAGCAUGGAUCUAAUGUGCUGGAUUGAUCUUGAGCAGCUCAGAAGAAUGCCUCACAAGGAUAAAGAAAAAAGACAAGAAAAAUCAAAGGAUAUAAAAAAUAAAUAUCUUAAUAAAAAAAUAUUUCUUUGGGCCAAACAGUCCAGCUACAAGAGACCAACAAGAGCAGGUGAUGAAUCUGGCAGGGGGC
This is a messenger RNA of Staurois parvus, 825 nucleotides long. NCBI's taxonomy places the organism in Eukaryota, Metazoa, Chordata, Amphibia, Anura, Ranidae. The record is from the annotation of a GenBank genome assembly.